Messenger RNA from Aureobasidium musti, 1620 nucleotides. The record is from the annotation of a GenBank genome assembly. NCBI's taxonomy places the organism in Eukaryota, Fungi, Ascomycota, Dothideomycetes, Dothideales, Saccotheciaceae.
AUGCUCUCGACAUACACUCUCUCUAUUAUCGGUUUGGUCCUUUUACUCGGAGUAUAUCUGUUAUCAGGUCUGGGCUCCAGGCCAAAGGGUUAUCCACCAGGUCCUCCAACUUUGCCAAUUCUUGGUAACCUGCAUCAGGUACGUGCUAAGCUUCCAGAAAAAUACAAACCUGACAUUGAACAAGAUCCCUCGCNNAAAAACGAAUACCUUAAAUUCACCAAAUGGGCCAGGGAGUAUGGGCCCAUCUACAGUAUCAUGGUUGGCAGUCAACCAAUGAUCGUCUUAAACAGUGUAGAGGUCGUCAAAGAGCUGUUGGAUAAGCGCAGUGCCAUCUAUUCAGAUCGUCCCGAAGCAUAUGCAGCACGAUACUACCCUGACAGCAAACUCCGAAUUGUGUUCAUGGCAACAAAGAACUAUGAUCCUUACCAAGAGAUGGAACGGAAGCAAAUGUUGGACGAGAUACUUACGAAUCCCGACAACGUCUUCUCGAGUCUCCAACGAUACACGACAUCCCUCACCGCUACACUGUUGUAUGGUUGGAGAGCUUCUUCGACCACCGAUCCCAGGAUCCACAAGCUUGAUCACGAGCUGGCUGCUCUGCAAAAUGCUCUUGGGACGACCGCCGCUGCUUUGCUUGAUGCCUUCCCGAUCCUGAGAUUUCUGCCUGAUGCCCUUCUUCCUGUCAAAGACAAGGUCCAUCGUGCGUUGAAGAUGGGCCAUGAAGUACAUAUGGAAAAUUGGUACGCUGUCAAGGAAAACAUCAAAGAUGGAACUCUUGGCUUCUGCAUGAGUAUCGGGCUUGCCAGAGCGCAGGAGAAGGACGGCAUCACGGACGUCGAAGCUGCUUAUGCUGUGGGCAACAUCUUUGAAGGCGGCAUGGAAACCACGUCGUCAACCUUGUAUGCUUUCAUCCAGGCCAUGGUGUUGUUCCCCGAGAUCCAAGCAAAGGCGCAAGAAGAGAUCGAUCGUGUCAUAGGUUCUGACCGUCUGCCAGUUAUGGCCGAUGCGGCCAACUUGCCUUACAUUAGACGAUGUGUGAAAGAGCUCGUACGAUGGUUUCCGGUCGGCCCCUUGGGCGCUGUGCCUCACGCGUGCACCCAAGAUGAUGAGUAUAUGGGAUACAAGAUUCCGAAGGGAGCACCAGUCAUCUUGAAUGCGUGGGCAAUCAUGACAGACCCAGACCGAUACGCAGAACCACGUCGCUUCAAUCCCGAUCGCUUUACCAAAGACAGUGACGAUGUUUCUAUGGCAGAAAUGGCAGCUCAUCCGGAUCCAAGCAAAAGAGACACUGUUGGAUUUGGAGCUGGCCGACGUAUCUGUCCUGGUAUGCAUGUCGCCAAUCGAAGCCUCUUCCUGGGUAUUACUGGAAUAUUGUGGUCGUUCUCGAUCACGCCAAAGAAGGAUGCUCAAGGUCAAGAGAUGUUACCCAACCCGGAUGACUUGAUUGUUGGGCUCGCAGCUAGACCUGCACCCUUCGAAGCGAAGAUCGUAUCUCGCGAUGAGAAAAAGGCGCGUAUCAUCAAGGAAGAAUGGAUGGUUGCUCAGAAACUGCUUGAUCCAGACACCAAGCAGUGGAAGGAGACGCCUAAAGGUGAUUGGGACGCUUCUCUCAGAGUCUAA